AUGGUUUUACUGGUUUCGGAGCUACUCAACGAGGAGGGGGAAAACAUGUCCGCCAGCGCUCAGUCUGGCGAUGUCGACUGGCGCAGGGCAUUUGAUAAGUCAAUGAAUUUCUUCGCUUGGUCGAGAGACAUAUCCAAACCCUGUUUCUGCCCCUGCGCCACAUCUCCUCCGAAGCUUCAUUUACUCGAAGAUGUUAGGAGCAUCAGCAACGGCUCUACCAUACUAGUAUCUUGCGAUGACGACAACGUAUGCCCUAGCUGGAAGAAAGGGAAAGAACAUUUCGGUGAAGUCGCCGUAGCUACAGUGGGUGGUAUCGUCAAGUGCAUGGCUGUGGUGGUCAUUGAGGCUACUUGGAUUUUCUGCGAGGUUAAAUAUCGGCCCUACCAUCUCCUAAAAGUGGUCAAAUGUGAAGUAGAGGUGCCGAAGGUUGGCCAAGUAUUCGUCGCACGAGACACAAUGUCGUCUGCCACACGGACAGGGAAGCAAGAGAAGAUAAAUCACUGGCCAGACAACAGCAGCGAGUGGCUCGCCGUGGCAGCAAGUUUGAAGCGCUAA
Molecule: messenger RNA, 555 nt
Organism: Zasmidium cellare ATCC 36951
Lineage: Eukaryota; Fungi; Ascomycota; Dothideomycetes; Mycosphaerellales; Mycosphaerellaceae
Exons: 2
Coding region: 1-555 (184 amino acids)
Source: RefSeq, a predicted model, not a curated record